CAAUGGAAAACAAAAUUUCACAAUUCAAAAGUGGACCUUGAAUGUACUUGAAAGAAAUAAAAGCAGCUGUUUCAACAAAAAUCAUUUAACUACAGAAAUAAAAAAUGCUGGAACUGGUCAUUCACUGAAAUGUAGCGAUUUGUCUGUAAAUGAAAAUGACAGCAUAACGUGGUACAAGGACUGUAAAAACUAUGCAAAUGAAACAGAACGGGAACUGGAUUUUAAAACUUUAACAGUACAGCACUCUGGGAUAUAUACCUGUAAAAUUUUAAUCAGUCAUGAAGGAGAGAUAUACCACAGCACAAACACAAUUAAGCUGGUAGUAGAAGCAGAUGCACCAGAGGCUGUAACUUUGGAGAUAGUUGGGCACAAUGAAGAAAUUGAAACAGAAAUAGGUAAAGGAGAGAUACUCAAUUGCACAGGUUUCUUGGGUUAUUAUAUGCAAGAAGAUGCCAGCCUCUACUGGUUAAUUAAUCAAACGUUUCCUGAAAAAUGCACAGGUAUCCCUGAGAAUGAACCUUCAAUAUGUGAAGAAGAGUUAAAAAAAUUACAGCUGGGAAACAAGUUCUAUGUCACGAGGCUACUACGGAUUAAAAAAGUAACAGACCAGGACAUGCAUCAUAAUUUCACCUGCAUGUUGCAAACGGAUGAAAGAACACAAAUAAAAGUAGUGAAACUGAAGAAAGGGAACACCCGAGAUCUGCCUGUGCACAUAUUUUCAAUUGGAAUGGUCCUUGCUGUACUAUUUCCAUGUGUUGCUGUAGCUGCGGUGUUUGUCUGUGUGAUGUUUAGAGUUGACUUAGUUCUAUUUUACAGGGAUAUAUGCAGAAGAGAUGACACUGCUGGAGAUGGAAAAGAAUAUGAUGCAUUUGUGUCUUACCUGAAAGACUACAUUUCUCCUACUGAAGAAGAGAGAGAAUUUGCUUUGAGGAUAUUACCCAUGAUCUUAGAAGAAAACUUUGGGUACAAGUUAUGUAUAUUUGAGAGGGAUGUAUCCCCUGGAGGAGCGGUUGUUGAUGAUAUCCAUUCAUUCAUCGACAAAAGCCGAAGAUUAAUCAUUAUACUGAGCCAGAACUACGUUUCUGACAGAGCCAUAUACGAACUUGAGAGUGGACUGCAUAAAGCCCUAGUUGAAAGAAAAACUAAGAUCAUAUUAAUUGAAUAUAUGCCUAUAAGUGACUACAAUUUCUUUCCAGAAUCACUGUCUCUUUUACCAUCAAAGAGGGUUGUGAAGUGGAAAAAGGAUAAAUCUCUUCCUGUGAAUUCCAGAUUUUGGAAGAACCUUCGGUAUCUGAUGCCAGCAAAAGCUACCAAGACAAACACCAAAGGGCACUGUAAUAAUCUUGACCUAGGCUCAGAAGGGACUCAACCGCAGACUGAGGGCUGUACUUUUAAUGCAGUCGUAUAA
Antrostomus carolinensis (chuck-will's-widow) is the source of this 1408-nucleotide messenger RNA. RefSeq names its product interleukin 18 receptor 1 (gene IL18R1). Gene Ontology annotation, biological process: positive regulation of type II interferon production; interleukin-18-mediated signaling pathway. The transcript is spliced from 8 exons. Gene Ontology annotation, molecular function: interleukin-18 binding; interleukin-18 receptor activity. The annotation marks the transcript as partial. NCBI's taxonomy places the organism in Eukaryota, Metazoa, Chordata, Aves, Caprimulgiformes, Caprimulgidae. The record is from RefSeq and is a predicted model, not a curated record.